Antrostomus carolinensis (chuck-will's-widow) is the source of this 477-nucleotide messenger RNA. RefSeq names its product ribosomal protein S23 (gene RPS23). The transcript has 3 exons. Gene Ontology annotation, biological process: translation. Lineage: Eukaryota; Metazoa; Chordata; Aves; Caprimulgiformes; Caprimulgidae. The annotation marks the transcript as partial. Gene Ontology annotation, molecular function: structural constituent of ribosome. The record is from RefSeq and is a predicted model, not a curated record. Gene Ontology annotation, cellular component: ribosome; small ribosomal subunit.
GGAAGUGCCGAGGGCUCCGCACCGCCCGCAAGCUCCGCAGCCACCGCCGCGACCAGAAGUGGCACGACAAGCAGUACAAGAAGGCCCACCUGGGCACGGCGCUGAAGGCCAACCCCUUCGGCGGCGCCUCCCACGCCAAGGGCAUCGUGCUGGAGAAAGUUGGAGUUGAAGCUAAACAGCCUAACUCUGCCAUCAGGAAAUGCGUCAGAGUCCAGCUGAUCAAGAACGGCAAGAAGAUAACAGCUUUUGUUCCCAACGAUGGCUGCUUGAACUUCAUCGAGGAAAACGAUGAAGUCCUGGUUGCUGGCUUUGGUCGGAAGGGUCACGCUGUUGGUGACAUUCCUGGAGUUCGCUUCAAGGUUGUCAAAGUGGCCAACGUUUCUCUGCUGGCUUUGUACAAGGGCAAGAAGGAGAGACCAAGAUCAUAAAUUUAGAUUAAUUUGCUGAGAAUGUCAAUAAAAUUUUUGAUUGGAAAAA